Messenger RNA from Gastrolobium bilobum, 1285 nucleotides. RefSeq names its product very-long-chain aldehyde decarbonylase GL1-9-like. NCBI's taxonomy places the organism in Eukaryota, Viridiplantae, Streptophyta, Magnoliopsida, Fabales, Fabaceae. The coding region runs from base 360 to 1127 and encodes 255 amino acids. Gene Ontology annotation, biological process: lipid biosynthetic process. Gene Ontology annotation, molecular function: oxidoreductase activity; iron ion binding. The record is from RefSeq and is a predicted model, not a curated record. The transcript has 3 exons.
UAUUGUGGGGAGAAGGUGCAGGGAAGCGAGAGAAGAUACAGGGCAGGAAAAAACCAAAAUAUUUACUAAAAGUUUCAAAUAAAAAUUCAAACUUUUGAAGAUUUUUGGAAUCUCACAACUGUCACCUGUAUUUAUCCAUACAGACUAGGCCCUAGAUCUGAUCGAGAAAUGCGCUUUUGUAGAGGAGAAGGGUUUCCAUGGUGAAACCAUUUUGAUCUUCUCGUUGUUCUGGGAGAGAAGGAACUUGGGCAAGUUAAGAUUUUUAGCUGUAAUGCAGCUUUGACUUGCUGAGCUUGUUUCUGGGUUGGGCUGUUUUUCUUGCUUAAAAAUUGACUUGUUUCCACUUUUAAAUUUUUAUAAUGGUUUUUUGGGAAGGAUAUGUGAGUGAUGAAGUGAUGGGCACGUUUGCCCCUAUUGUGGUUUAUUGGGUAUAUGCUGGAUUUUAUCACUUGCUGCCACCUUUAGAUAAGUAUCGGUUGCAUACUAAGAGAGAUGAGGAAGAAAAGAAUGUGGUCCCCUUUUCAGCAGUUGUGAGGGGUGUUUUGCUUCAGCAGCUUGUUCAGGCAAUUGUUGCACUUUGCUUGUUGACGACAACGGCAAAUGCAUCUGGGGUUACAGUGCAGCCUUCUAUUCAAAUGCAAGUUUUGCAGAUCCUUAUUGCCAUGUUUGUGAUGGAUACAUGGCAGUACUUUGUGCAUAGAUACAUGCAUCAGAACAAGUUUUUAUACCGUCAUAUCCACUCCCAGCAUCAUAGACUGGUUGUUCCAUAUGCAAUAGGAGCCCUUUACAAUCACCCCAUUGAGGGGCUUCUACUUGACACUGUUGGUGGGGCCAUCUCAUUUCUUUUCUCAGGGAUGACUUCAAGAACAGCCGUUGUAUUCUUCUGCUUUGCUGUUGUGAAAACUGUUGAUGAUCACUGUGGAUUGUGGUUGCCUGGCAAUAUCUUCCAUUUAUUUUUCCAUAAUAACACAGCUUAUCAUGACAUUCAUCAUCAACUACAAGGCCUCAAAUACAAUUAUUCUCAGCCAUUCUUUCCCAUUUGGGAUAAGCUCCUUGGGACAUACAUGCCUUUCCAUCUUGUUAAAAGACCUGCAGGGGGUUUUGAAGCAAGGAUAGCAAAGGACUAGUUACCCUCUAAUUGUAGCAUAACUAUGAGGUGGUUCAUUGUCAUGUACUUAAAAACAUUUUUGAAGGUGUAAGUUGCUAUAAGAGUGCCAAGUUUUUAAGCUACGGAAUUUGUUAUUUUUACUUCUGUCUGGUUUUAACUUGUAUUAUAUUAGUUCGA